AACGGCUAUAGGACCACCCUCCCGAAGACGGAGCUAGAAUACAAAGCCCUACAGGGGUCCCCUAUCUCCUUUAUUAUCUUUAUACUUUAUUUCUCCCCUAGCCUAAAGCUUAAUAACCCUAACACCUGCUUUAGGUAUAUAAACGACAUUAGUAUUAUAGUAGUAGGGACUAAUACUAAAGAAACUGCCUAG
Messenger RNA from Trichoderma harzianum CBS 226.95, 192 nucleotides. RefSeq lists its product as hypothetical. The transcript has a single exon. The annotation marks the transcript as partial. The record is from RefSeq and is a predicted model, not a curated record. NCBI's taxonomy places the organism in Eukaryota, Fungi, Ascomycota, Sordariomycetes, Hypocreales, Hypocreaceae.